GAUCGAGCAAGUUCCACCCAGCUCGAGUCCUGGUUCUGGUGGGUGCCAGAAGAAUCUUUCAGCAGCAGCAGCAGCAGACCACAACCACCAGACUAAAGACUGACAACGCGCCUGUGCUUUUGAGUAACAAGAACUUAACCGAUAACUGUAGAUUAACUUCUGUAGAUUAACAUCCUAGUCUAUAUCCUCUCGAUCAAAAGUACCUCAAAAACUAUAUAUCAUCAUGACUUCCGUCGUUGGUCUCGAUGUCGGAAACAUGGCCAGCAAGAUUGGGCUGGCCCGUAAACGUGGAAUUGAUAUCAUUGCCAACGAAGUUAGCAAUCGUGCCACCCCCUCUCUGGUCGCUUUUGGACCCCGUAAUCGGAGUAUCGGAGAGUCCGCCAAGACUCAGGAAACUUCCAACUUCCGUAACACCGUUGGCUCCUUGAAACGAUUGAUUGGUAGAUCUGUGACUGACCCAGAUGUGGCCGAAAUCGAAUCCAAGUUCUUGAAUGCCGAACUAGUGGACGCUCAGGGAACCGUUGGUGUCAAGGUUAACUAUCUCGGCGAGGAGCAAGUAUUGUCGGCUACUCAGCUGUAUGCCGCUCUCUUGGGCCGUUUGAGAGACACUGCCCAAGCUGAGCUCAAAGCCAAUGUGAAUGAUGUCGUGAUUGCCGUGCCGGGCUGGUACACCGAUGCUCAGCGGAGAGCUGUCCUAGAUGCCGCUGAAAUCGCCAACCUCCACCCCCUACGAUUGAUCAAUGAGCUUACGGCUACCGCACUGGGAUACGGUAUCACCAAGACCGACCUCCCCUCCCCUGAAGAGAAACCUCGCUACGUUGCCUUUGUCGACAUCGGUCACUCUCAGUAUCAAGUUGCGAUCGUCGCCUUUAGCAAAGGAGCCCUCCAUGUGAAAGGCUUUGCCUACGAUCAUCACUUCGGAGGUCGUGAUCUCGACUAUGCUCUUCUUAAACAUUUUGCCGGCGAAUUCAAGGAAAAAUACAAAAUCGACGUCUUGUCAAACAAAAAGGCCAUUUUCCGUCUCGCUGCUGCCGUCGAAAAGUUGAAGAAGGUCCUCUCUGCCAACGCUCAAGCACCCCUCAAUGUAGAAUCCCUCAUGAACGACAUCGAUGCUAGUUCCUCAUACACACGUGAAGCCUUCGAGGAGCUAAUCUCCCCUCUUCUAGAGCGUACCAUCGCUCCCUUGGAACGUGCACUAGCCCAAGCCGAUAUCAGUAAAGACGACAUUGAAACCGUCGAAUUGAUCGGUGGUUCAACCCGUGUCCCAGCUUUGAAAUCUCGUGUCCAGGAGUUCUUUGGCAAGCCAUUGAGCUUCACCUGCAACCAGGACGAAGCCGUAGCUCGUGGAGCCACACUGGCAUGUGCUGGCCUCUCCCCCAUCUUCAAAGUGCGGGAGUUUGCGGUGAAUGAUAUUGCCAAUUUCGCCAUCAGCACCGCUUGGCAGCCGACCCCUGAUGACCCCAACACUAGCCUCGAGACCUUCAUUCCCGAAAGCCACGUUCCUUCUGGCAAGCAAUUAACCUUUUACCGCUCAGAGCCAUUCGAGUUGGAAGUUCGCUACUCAGAGCCUCAAAAACUCCCUGGAUCGAUCAACCCAUUCAUCGCCCGCUAUGUUGUGAGAAACGUAGCGCCCGAUGCCAAGGGCCAACCGGCGUCCGUCAAAAUCAAAGCAAAGCUGAACAUAAGUGGGCUGGUGUCGCUUGAGGGUGCGGUCGCAUUGGAAGAAGUACAGGCAGAGGCUCCACCCGCAGAGGGUGGUGAAGAAGCUAAGCCUGCCAAAAAGACCAUCAAGAAGGAACUUUCGGCCUCCUUCAUGACUUCUUCGCUAGAACGACCAGCUCUCGACGACCUCCUAGCUAAGGAGGGCGACAUGCACGCUGGCGACAAACUUGUUUCUGAGACCGAGGAUCGAAAGAAUGCAUUAGAGGAAUAUGUCUAUGAUACCCGAGAAAAACUUGAGGGAGCAUACGCGCCUUUUGUGACUGCCGAAGUCAAGGAGCAAUUGCUCAAUGCACUUCAACAAGCGGAGGAUUGGCUCUAUUCCGAGGAAGGAGAAGAUGCCAGCAAGUCGCAAUAUGUCGCUCGAUUGGAUGAGCUUACUGCGAUCGGCAACCCUAUCAAAUUCCGUCAGCGUGAAGCAGAGGAGCGCCCACGAGCCGAACGCCAACUGAGAGAGAUGAUCUCCGAAUAUAUGCAGAAGGCUCAGUGUGGCGAUCCGAUGUACGCUCAUAUCAGCGAGAAGGACAUCCAAACGGCCAUCGAAAAGUGCGCCGCUGCAGACAAGUGGAUCGGUGACGUAUCUGCAAAGCAAGCUGAGCUCUCCAAGACACAGGAGCCAGCGAUGUCCUCGAGUGAAAUCCUUAAAAGAAAGGAUAACUUGAUGUUUGAAUGCAACUCGAUCUUCAACAAACCCCCGCCCAAGACGACCGCCAAUCCUGAUGCCAACAAGAAUGCCAACCAGAACCAACAGAACGAGAACGCUCAACCCGCCAAUGAGCAGCCUCAAACCGAGCCAGCAGGUGGUGAAGAGACUGAAGGAGAGAAACCGGCGCCAGGUGCCAUGGAUGUUGACUAAGCUUGUUGUUCUUUUUUCCAAAGCUGAACAAAAAAAACAGAAGUUGAAAACCUCAUUGCUUGUCUUUCAUCUACUAGAAAUGGUCGUGUUUUGAAUGACAUAUACUGUUUUGUUUCCUCGGAAUUAUGUUGGGCAGUUCUUUAUUCCUAACCAACGGCAUCCCAAUACUCUUCUUGUUCCUCUUGUUUCUUUUUGACUAUUCUUUGUUUGUCUCGUCCAUUCCUCCUCCUGCUCCUCUAGUGGACUAGGGUAAACAAACAAACAAACACAAAACACACAACUAGAUAUAAAUAGUAAUAGAAAAUGAAAAAUCGAUCAUCAAACCUGUCCAUUUUUUUAUCAAGAAGGAAGGGAAAAAACAACACAUGAGAAGGGAGUUCCCUUUUGCAAUAAGUUUUUGUGCACAUUCAUCA
Messenger RNA from Puccinia graminis f. sp. tritici CRL 75-36-700-3, 2988 nucleotides. Its product is annotated as heat shock 70kDa protein 4. NCBI's taxonomy places the organism in Eukaryota, Fungi, Basidiomycota, Pucciniomycetes, Pucciniales, Pucciniaceae. Gene Ontology annotation, biological process: protein folding. Gene Ontology annotation, cellular component: nucleus; cytosol. The transcript has 6 exons. Gene Ontology annotation, molecular function: ATP-dependent protein folding chaperone; ATP binding. The coding region runs from base 224 to 2575 and encodes 783 amino acids. The record is from RefSeq and is a predicted model, not a curated record.